Desarmillaria tabescens is the source of this 489-nucleotide messenger RNA. RefSeq lists its product as uncharacterized. Gene Ontology annotation, biological process: proteolysis. The annotation marks the transcript as partial. Lineage: Eukaryota; Fungi; Basidiomycota; Agaricomycetes; Agaricales; Physalacriaceae. Gene Ontology annotation, molecular function: cysteine-type endopeptidase activity. The record is from RefSeq and is a predicted model, not a curated record. The transcript has a single exon.
GCAUCUCGGUUUUGGGCAGUUCUUAUCGGCAUCGACGCAUACCCGUCUAAUCCGUUGCGUGGUGCUGUAUCAGAUGCGUUAACAAUGAGGAAAUUUCUCAUUAAUGACCUUGGCAUUCCAGAACAUCGCAUCCAGUAUCUCCUCGGCCCUCAUGAUCCUACAACGGGCGAUCCUCUGGCACCUUCCCAUGCUAAUAUCAUAAACACGCUCCACAGUCUUAUUUCCAACGAAGAAAUUCAGCGGGGUGACAAUAUCAUCAUCUACUACGCUGGGCAUGGCUCAAGCUACCAACGUUCAAUGCAUUCCGCUACAGCGAAAUCUAAAUACAGCAGGAAUUUCUGUCCUGUCGAAGCUCUAUGCCCCAUCGAUCGAGACACCAAGGAUGUCGAUGGACGUUGGAUACCCGACAUCAGUGACCGUGAACUCAAUGUUCUUUUCACAGAAAUAUCUCGCGUCAAGGGACAUAAAAUCACGUUCAUCCUGGAUUGC